Messenger RNA from Pseudonaja textilis, 2469 nucleotides. The record is from RefSeq and is a predicted model, not a curated record. Lineage: Eukaryota; Metazoa; Chordata; Lepidosauria; Squamata; Elapidae.
AUGAGGGUGGGAUACUGGGACAGCAAGGCUGACCAGCACGUGGCAGACAGCGUGAAGAUGACCAGCGAAAUGGCUAGCAGCACCGUGCCACCUGCACCAUUCAAUCCGGCCAGCCAGGACUGGGAGUCCUACAUUGAUCGUUUCCAAAUGUUCUUCGAAUCGAACAACCUGAAAGACCCCACCAGCAGCAAGAAGCAAGUGGUCUUUUUGACACACUGCGGACCCGCUGUUUUUAAAAUGGCCAAGGUGCUCGCGAAGCCCGCUGAUGUCAAGACUAUGGACUGGGACAACCUAGCUCCCAUCCUCCGAAACCACUACGCCCUGGCUGUACCGACCCUUAUCAGAAGGCAUGACUUUUACCAGCAUGAUCAGUGUGAGGGUGAAAGCAUCAGUGAGUUCGUAGCUGACCUGAGAGACCUAGGGGACUUAUGCGGGUUCUCUAACCUAGAUGAGGCCAUGCGAGACCGGGUCAUCCUCAGCCUAAAAGAUCCAGCACUCCAAAGCAGAUUGAUGGCCAAGGGUGAUAUAUCCCUCGCCGAUGCCAUAGCCAAAGCCACUGCAGCCGAGGCUACACAUAAGUCAGCAGCGCGAAUGCAGCAUUUGAAUGGUACCAAUCGCAAAUCCACCAGAGGUGUGUUGAGAAACUCUAGUAUGCUAAGUCAGAUCCAUUGGUGUGGCUUGAUAUGUUGGAGACCUCUUUUAGAGGAUUUUUUGGCUGCUGAUGUUUUAUUCAUACUGAUGUUCCCAGUGAUCAAAGUGAAUGCCCUCAAGUGCCCAGAAUCUGAUCCUAUUCCUAUUCCACAUGAAUGGUUCCAACCAGGUGAUCUCCUCAUCGGAGGGAUUGCUUCACAGCAUCUUUAUGGCUUCAGUGAACAUACAUUCAAAGAACACCCAUCUCAGGACCUCUAUGGACUUUCAGAUCUCAUCACAAAAUUUUACCAGCAUGUCCUUUCCUUUGUCUUCACUGUGAAGGAGAUCAAUGACAAUCCACAAAUCUUGCCCAAUGUUACCUUUGGAUUUCACAUCUAUGACAGCUACAAUAAUCCAAAGAUGACUUAUCGGACCACUCUGGACAUGGUCUUCAAAUCACAUAUAUUUGCCCCCAACUACAGAUGUGGCACCAGGAAAAAUCUCAUGGCCAUCAUUGGAGGACUUGGAUCAGAUACUUCAUCCCAUAUAGCAGACAUGGUAGAUUUUUACAAGAUUCCACAGCUCCACCCAUUUCUUCAAGGCACUUCUUUCAACAACUCAGCAGGAGAAGGAGUGUCCUUUAAUGAGAAAAGGGAAUUUGCAGGAGGAUUUGAUAUCAUCAACAUGAUCGUUUUUCCAAACAAGUCCAUCCGGAGUGUGAAAGUUGGAAGACUAGAUCCAGAUGCAUCUUAUGGAAAUGAAUUGAUCAUUAAUGAACAUCAGAUUGAAUGGCACAGAGGUUUUAAUCGGGUUCUUCCAGUUUCUCUGUGUAAUGAAUAUUGUCACCCUGGAUAUUGGAAGAGAAAAUCUGAAGAGAAAAGUUUCUGCUGCUACGACUGUGUUGCAUGUCCACAGGGAAAGAUUUCAACUGAGAUAGACACCGAAGAUUGUUUCAAGUGUCCUGAGGAUCAGUAUCCAAGCAAAGUGCAAGAUCGAUGCCUUAACAAAACAAUGAGUUUCCUGUCCUUUGAAGAACCUUUAGGAAUCAGUCUAGCCUCAGCUGCUGUUUCCUUUUCCUUCAUGACAAUCAGUGUGCUUGGAAUUUUCCUUAAGCGUAGAGAUACCCCCAUUGCCAAGGCCAAUAACCGGGACCUCACUUACACUCUCCUUAUUUCCCUCUUACUGUGCUUUCUCUCUUCCUUGCUAUUCCUUGGUCAGCCAGGGAAAGUAACCUGCCUUUUCCGGCAACCAGCAUUCAGCAUCAUCUUCUCCGUUGCUGUUUCAUGUGUGUUAGCUAAAACUAUUACGGUGGUUGUAGCUUUCAUGGCUACUAAACCAGGUUCUUCAAUGAGAAAAUGGGUGGGAAAAAGAUUGGCUCUUUCCAUUGUCUUUUCUUGUUCUUUUCUUCAAGCAGUUCUUUGCAUUAUAUGGUUGGCAACAUCUCCUCCCUAUCCUGAGUUAAAUAUGCAGUUCCUGAUGGAAACUAUGAUUCUGCAAUGCAAUGAAGGUUCCAUCUUCAUGUUCUAUUGUGUGCUGGGCUAUCUGGGCUUCUUGGCCAUCGCCAGCUUUAUUGUGGCUUUUCUUGCCCGUAAUUUACCUGAUAGCUUUAAUGAAGCCAAGUUCAUCACCUUCAGCAUGUUGGCUUUCUGCAGUGUCUGGAUCUCUUUUGUUCCAACCUAUCUGAGCACCAGAGGAAAAGCCAUGGUAGCUGUGGAGAUCUUCUCCAUCUUAUCCUCCAGUGCUGGAUUAUUGGCAUGCAUCUUCUUCCCAAAAUGCUUCAUCAUUGUGUUGAGGCCAGAACUCAAUAGCAGGCACCAACUAAUCAAACGAAACAAUUAA